AUGUCUCUCGACCACCAAGAGCGUACCAAAAGCGAAGCUGUUUUGGCUCAUCCCCUACUCUACGAGGCAACAACCCCUGAUGUUCUGGUUGACUUCAAUGGCCCAGAUGAUCCAUACCGUUCUAUCAACUGGCCUUUUCGGAAGAAGGCCAUCACGACGAUCCUAUACGGAAUGACUACCUGCUGGAUCACCUUUGCGUCGGCAAUCUAUUCCGCGGGAAUGCAGCCGAUCGCGCAUGAGUUCGGCGUCUCGAAGGAAGUAUCCAUAUUGGGAAUCAGCUUGCUGGUCUUUGGUCUUGGGCUGGGACCGUUGCUGUGGGCACCUUUGAGCGAGGUUUAUGGCCGUAAAAUGGUCACCAUCUUACCGUAUUUCAUCGCCGGGAUUUUCUCUUUCGGAACGGCAACGGCAAAGGAUAUCCAGACAUUAAUGAUCACCCGAUUCUUCUCUGGAUUCUUCGGCAGCUCUAGCGUGGCAAUAACUGGCGGUGCUAUGGCGGAUAUCUGGAAGCCAGAACAUCGCGGUGUGGCCAUCGUCGUCUAUUCGGUCACUCUCGUUGGUGGUCCUUGUCUUGGUCCCAUCAUUGGCGGGGCCUUUGUGUCUAAUAGUAGUCUGGGUUGGCGCUGGACGGAAUACCUGACGGGGAUCUUGAUGGUAGUGCAAUCCGUGUUGGACUUCUUGGUUCUAGAUGAGAGCUAUGCGCCCGCACUGUUGGUCCAAAAAGCACACCGACUGCGGCUGGAAGGCAAGAAUUGGGCCCUGCACGCGAAGCACGAAGAAUGGGACGUGUCUAUCUCCGAGAUGUCGCAGAAAUAUCUAAUUCGCCCUUUCCAGAUAUUGAACACCCCAAUCGGGCUGUUCAUGUCGAUCUAUGGGUCUUUCGUUUACGCCAUCCUAUAUGUAAACCUCGAAAGCUUUCCGAUUGAAUUCCAGGAGAAGCGUGGCUGGGGGCAUGUCACAGGAGGCCUUCCCUUCGUCGCCCUCCUCGUCGGAAUUUUUGUCGCGGCUCUGGCCAACGUCUAUAACAACCGAUAUUACUUUCGGAAGCUUCGCGAGAAUAACGGCAAACCCGUCCCCGAAGCACGACUGCCUCCGAUGAUGGUUGGAGGGGUUGCUUUCACUGGGGGCUUAUUCCUUUUUGCUUGGACCUCAUCGCCUCACAUCAACUACUGGCCAUCUCUCGUUGGCAUCGCUUUCACGGGUUUUGGGUUUACUACUAUCUUUCAAAGUUCAAUCAAUUAUUUGGUCGACACGUUUUUGCGCUUCAGCGCAAGUGCUGUUGCUGCCACCACUCUUCUACGAUCCAUCCUGGCGGGUGCAUUCCCUCUCUUUGUGCAGCCGAUGUUCCAGGGCAUCGGAGUGAACUGGGGCAUCACGGUAUUCGGGUGCGUUGCGGCGGUCUUGAUCCCCGUUCCGUUUCUCUUCUUUGCGUUCGGCAAGAGAAUUCGCGCGAAAAGUCAAUGGAGUACUAGCAAUUCCGCAUGA
Aspergillus welwitschiae is the source of this 1482-nucleotide messenger RNA. RefSeq names its product MFS transporter. Gene Ontology annotation, biological process: transmembrane transport. The record is from RefSeq and is a predicted model, not a curated record. Bases 1 to 1482 code for a protein of 493 amino acids. Gene Ontology annotation, molecular function: transmembrane transporter activity. The transcript has 5 exons. Lineage: Eukaryota; Fungi; Ascomycota; Eurotiomycetes; Eurotiales; Aspergillaceae.